ACAACGGAAGUAGAGAAGCCAUAGUUAGACCUUGCAAACUCCUCCCCCUUUCGACUUUCUCAGAUCUGUUUCUCUUUCACUCUCUAGAGAGACGGAUACAGCUUUUUUUUUUCUUCAAUCCUCAUAGCAAUUAGCUAUGGCGAUUAGGUCUUUUUUUCUCUUUAUUUUAUUCUUCUCCUCUUCUCUAAGUCCGGUCUUUUCUCUUUAUGAAGAUCAAGUAGGUCUCAUGGAUUGGCAUCAACAAUACAUCGGCAAAGUGAAGCAAGCAGUGUUCUCCUCUCAAAGAGCUGGUCGAAAACGAGUUGUAGUUUCCACCGAAGAGAAUGUUAUUGCUUCACUUGAUCUCCGCCACGGCGAGAUUUUUUGGAGACAUUUGCUUGGGGCUGAUGAUGUUAUCGAUGGAAUUGAUAUCGGUCUUGGCAAAUAUGUCAUUACCCUUUCAUCGGGAGGAAGUAUUCUAAGAUCAUGGAACCUUCCUGAUGGGCAGAUGGUGUGGGAAUCUUCACUUCAGGGUCCAAAGCACUCAAAAUCAUUCUUAUUAGUGCCGACAAACUUGAAAUUUGAUAAGGAUAAUGUACUCGUCGUUUUUAGCAAUGGCCGUCUCCAUGCUAUAUCUUGUAUAGAUGGUGAGGUUCUUUGGAAGAAGGAUUUUGAAGCAGAAAGCUUUGAGGUUCAGCAGGUAAUUCAGCCUCCCGGCAGUGAUUUGAUAUAUGUUGUAGGAUUUGCUGCUUCAUACCAGUUUGAGAUGUACCAAAUCAAUGCUAAGAAUGGAGAGUUGUUGAAGCAUGAAAGUGCAUCCUUUUCUAGUGGGUUUUCGGGAGAAGUUUCACUAGUUUCCACUGAGACAGUUGUGGCUCUUGAUUCCACAGGGUCAAUUUUGCUAACAAUAAGUUUUCAAGAUGGAAAAAUUAGUUCUCAACAGACACCCAUUUCAAAUCUUGUCGAGGAGUCUUUAGGACCGGCAGUAAUAAUACCUUCAUCAGUCUCAGGAAUAUUUGCAAUUAAGACAGAUGCAGUUACUGUAUUUAUUAGAGUGAUAGGUGAAGGCAAGUUAGAAGUCGUGGAAAAAACGACUCAUGAAAUAGCUGUUAGUGAUGCUCUCUCAAUCUCCGAGGAUCAAGAAGCAUUUGCAUUGAUUCAGCAUGCAAGCAGUGAGAUUCAUCUCACAGUGAAACUUGCACAUGAUUGGGAUGGUAAUUUGCUUAAAGAAAGCGUUAAGAUGGAUCGGCAACGAGGGCUUGUCCACAAGGUUUUCAUAAAUAAUUAUAUCCGAACUGAUAGGUCUUAUGGAUUUCGGGUGUUGAUUGUGAUGGAAGAUCAUUCAUUGUUGUUAUUACAACAAGGUGAGAUUGUCUGGAGCAGGGAAGAUGGUCUGGCAUCAAUAAUUGAUGUAACAACUUCAGAACUUCCCGUGGAAAGGAAUGGUGUAUCUGUUGCAAAAGUGGAGCACAACCUCUUUGAAUGGCUUAAGGGACAUAUGUUGAAGCUGAAGGGAACACUAAUGCUUGCAAGCCCUGAGGAUAUGGCAGCCAUACAAAGUAUGAGACUAAAAAGUUCUGAAAAGAGCAAAAUGACCCGAGACCACAAUGGCUUCCGGAAGUUGCUCAUAGUACUAACAAGGGCAGGGAAACUUUUUGCGUUGCAUACUGGAGAUGGACGCAUUGUCUGGUCUCACUUGCUACGGUCUCUACACAAAUCAGAGGCGUGUCAAUCUCCAAUAGGAUUAAACUUGUAUCAGUGGCAGGUUCCUCAUCAUCAUGCUAUGGAUGAAAAUCCAUCUGUGCUUGUAGUUAGCAGGUGUGGUCCAAGUUCAGAUGCACCAGGUGUACUUUCUUUUGUUGACACUUACACGGGAAAGGAGCUUAGUUCUUUAAGUCUCGAUCAUGCUGUUGUACAAGUUAUUCCACUUCCAUAUACAGAUUCAACAGAACAGCGACUGCAUCUGCUGAUCAAUGCUGAUAAACAUGCACAUCUAUACCCUAAAACUUCUGAGGCUCUUAGCAUCUUCAAACGUGAAUUUUUGAACAUAUACUGGUAUUCAGUGGAGGAUCAAAAUGGCAUCAUCAAGGGGCAUGCUUUGAAGUGCAAGUGCACUGGCGAAGUGGCUGAUGAAUUCUGCUUUGACACAAGGGAUUUAUGGUCAGUUGUAUUCCCCUCGGAAUCAGAAAAGAUUGUUGCAACUGUCACUAGAAAAUUGAAUGAGGUGGUACAUACUCAAGCGAAGGUUGUAGCAGACCAGGAUGUCAUGUAUAAAUAUAUAUCAAGGAAUCUACUUUUCGUGGCAACUGUUGCACCCAAAGGCAGUGGUGAAAUUGGAUCUGUUACACCGGAAGAAUCAUGGUUGGUUGCAUAUCUUAUUGACACUGUAACAGGUCGUAUAUUGCACCGGGUUACUCAUCAUGGUUUGCAGGGCCCUGUUCAUGCUGUUUUUAGUGAGAACUGGGUUGUCUACCACUACUUCAAUCUUAGAGCGCACAGAUAUGAGAUGUCCGUCAUUGAAAUUUAUGACCAGUCUCGGGCUGACAACAAAGACGUUUGGAAGCUUGUUCUUGGAAAGCACAACCUUACUUCACCAAUUUCUUUAUUUUCUCGACCUGAGGUCAUAACAAAAUCACAGUCCUACUUUUUUACUCAUUCUUUGAAAGCUAUAGCUGUGACAUCUACAGCAAAGGGUAUAACUUCCAAGCAGCUUCUCCUUGGUACAAUUGGUGAUCAGGUUUUGGCACUUGAUAAGCGUUUCCUAGAUCCUCGUCGAACAGUUAAUCCUACACAAGCAGAAAAGGAAGAAGGCAUUAUACCACUAACAGAUUCAUUACCCAUCAUUCCUCAGUCCUACGUUACACAUGCGCUUAGAGUGGAAGGUCUUCGAGGUAUAAUAACAGUGCCAGCCAAGCUGGAAUCGACAACCCUCGUCUUUGCACAUGGAGUUGACCUCUUUUUCACGCAGCUUGCACCUUCAAGGACAUAUGAUUCACUCACGGAAGAUUUUAGUUAUGCCUUGCUACUCAUUACAAUCGUGGCACUUGUAGCAGCCAUCUUCGUAACGUGGAGGUUGUCCGAGAGGAAAGAACUGCAAGAGAAAUGGAGGUAAAGUAAGUUUCUGCUCAAUACAUUUGUGUAUUAACACAUUUGCUUAGAUGACACACACCCUUAAUUAUUUAUUUGAAUUAGAUUAGAAGGGGUCUCCUUCUGACUUGUAGUUCUUCCAAGUUUUGUAGCAUUCCAUCUUUAAUGUCUAUUUUCAUUGCUAUGUUUUAACAA
Molecule: messenger RNA, 3261 nt
Organism: Gossypium raimondii (Peruvian cotton)
Lineage: Eukaryota; Viridiplantae; Streptophyta; Magnoliopsida; Malvales; Malvaceae
Exons: 12
Coding region: 137-3091 (984 amino acids)
Biological process (GO): protein folding in endoplasmic reticulum
Cellular component (GO): EMC complex
Molecular function (GO): protein binding
Source: RefSeq, a predicted model, not a curated record